Messenger RNA from Balaenoptera musculus (blue whale), 2608 nucleotides. It is a transcript of the gene ERCC2, whose product is annotated as ERCC excision repair 2, TFIIH core complex helicase subunit. The coding region runs from base 35 to 2317 and encodes 760 amino acids. The record is from RefSeq and is a predicted model, not a curated record. The transcript has 23 exons. Gene Ontology annotation, cellular component: nucleus. Gene Ontology annotation, molecular function: ATP binding; hydrolase activity, acting on acid anhydrides, in phosphorus-containing anhydrides; damaged DNA binding. Gene Ontology annotation, biological process: nucleotide-excision repair; positive regulation of mitotic recombination; transcription by RNA polymerase II. Lineage: Eukaryota; Metazoa; Chordata; Mammalia; Artiodactyla; Balaenopteridae.
CGGGCCGACGCCGCUUCAAGCCGCGACCUGCGCCAUGAAGCUCAACGUGGACGGGCUGCUGGUCUACUUCCCAUACGACUACAUCUACCCGGAGCAGUUCUCCUACAUGCUGGAGCUCAAACGCACGCUGGAUGCCAAGGGUCAUGGAGUCCUGGAGAUGCCCUCAGGCACUGGGAAGACAGUGUCCCUGUUGGCCCUGAUCAUGGCGUACCAGCGGGCGUAUCCACUGGAGGUGACUAAACUCAUCUACUGCUCGAGGACUGUGCCUGAGAUUGAGAAGGUGAUUGAAGAGCUUCGAAAGUUACUCAACUUCUAUGAGAAACAGGAGGGCGAGAAGCUGUCGUUUUUGGGGCUGGCUCUGAGCUCCCGAAAGAACCUGUGCAUUCAUCCCGAGGUGACGCCCCUGCGCUUUGGGAAGGACGUCGACGGAAAAUGCCACAGCCUCACGGCCUCCUACAUAAGGGCACAGUACCAGCGGGACCCCAGCCUGCCCCACUGCCGCUUCUACGAGGAAUUUGAUGUCCAUGGGCGCCAGGUGCCCCUCCCCGCUGGCAUCUACAACCUGGACGACCUGAAGGCCGUGGGGCAGCGCCAGGGCUGGUGCCCAUACUUCCUUGCCCGAUACUCAAUCCUGCACGCCAACGUGGUGGUCUACAGCUACCACUACCUCCUGGACCCCAAGAUUGCCGACCUGGUGUCCAAGGAGCUGGCCCGCAAGGCUGUCGUCGUCUUCGACGAGGCCCACAACAUUGACAAUGUCUGCAUCGACUCCAUGAGUGUCAACCUCACCCGCCGGACCCUGGAUCGGUGCCAGGGCAACCUGGAGACCCUGCAGAAGACGGUGCUCAGGAUCAAGGAGACGGAUGAGCAGCGUCUCCGGGACGAGUACCGGCGCCUGGUGGAGGGGCUGCGGGAGGCCAGCGCCGCCCGGGAGACCGACGCCCACCUGGCCAACCCCGUGCUGCCCGACGAGGUGCUGCAGGAGGCGGUGCCAGGCUCCAUCCGCACGGCCGAGCACUUCCUGGGCUUCCUGCGGCGGCUGCUGGAGUACGUCAAGUGGCGGCUGCGCGUGCAGCACGUGGUGCAGGAGAGCCCACCCGCCUUCCUGAGCGGCCUGGCCCAGCGCGUGUGCAUCCAGCGCAAGCCCCUCAGGUUCUGCGCCGAGCGCCUGCGCUCCCUCCUGCACACCUUGGAGAUCGCGGACCUCGCUGACUUCUCCCCUCUCACCCUCCUGGCGAACUUCGCCACGCUCGUCAGCACCUACGCCAAGGGUUUCACCAUCAUCAUUGAGCCUUUUGACGACAGGACCCCAACCAUCGCCAACCCCAUCCUGCACUUCAGCUGCAUGGACGCCUCGCUGGCCAUCAAACCCGUGUUCGAGCGCUUCCAGUCCGUCAUCAUCACAUCUGGGACGCUGUCCCCGCUGGACAUCUACCCCAAGAUCCUGGACUUCCACCCCGUCACCAUGGCAACCUUCACCAUGACAUUGGCUCGGGUCUGCCUCUGCCCCAUGAUCAUUGGCCGUGGCAACGACCAGGUGGCCAUCAGCUCCAAAUUUGAGACCCGGGAAGAUAUUGCGGUGAUCCGGAACUACGGAAACCUCCUGCUGGAGAUGUCAGCUGUGGUGCCCGAUGGCAUCGUGGCCUUCUUUACCAGCUACCAGUACAUGGAGAGCACCGUGGCCUCCUGGUACGAGCAGGGCAUCCUCGAGAACAUCCAGAGGAACAAGCUGCUCUUUAUUGAGACCCAAGAUGGGGCUGAGACCAGUGUGGCCCUGGAGAAGUACCAGGAGGCCUGCGAGAACGGCCGUGGGGCCAUCCUGCUCUCGGUGGCCCGAGGCAAAGUGUCUGAGGGAAUUGACUUUGUUCACCACUAUGGCCGGGCCGUCAUCAUGUUCGGGGUGCCCUAUGUCUACACCCAGAGCCGCAUUCUCAAGGCGCGACUGGAAUAUCUUCGGGACCAGUUCCAGAUUCGAGAGAACGACUUUCUGACCUUCGAUGCCAUGCGCCACGCGGCCCAGUGUGUGGGUCGGGCCAUCAGGGGCAAGACUGACUACGGCCUCAUGGUCUUCGCCGACAAGCGGUUUGCCCGGGCCGACAAGCGGGGGAAACUGCCCCGCUGGAUCCAGGAGCACCUCACCGACGCCAACCUCAACCUGACCGUUGACGAGGGGGUCCAGGUCGCCAAGUACUUCCUGAGGCAGAUGGCACAGCCAUUCCACCGGGAGGAUCAGCUGGGCCUGUCCCUGCUCAGCCUGGAGCAGCUGGAGUCGGAGGAGACGCUGCGGAGGAUAGAGCAGAUCGCUCAGCAGCUGUAGCGGGGUGGGGGCGGGGCCGUAAAAGGAGUUGGCCCUGACUCCUGAGCCUUACCUGGCCCUGGGUCCCAGCAGCUUGGAGGGCGCCUCCGGGGGAGGCGCUUAAAGGUCCCUGCAGGACACCUCAGGCAGACGUUCUGGCUGCCAAGUCUACAGCCUUUAAUCACAGGAGGAGAGGACAGCGGGGAAGCCCAAGACACUGGGUGCCCCCGAGGGGUGGGAGCGAGUCAGGGAGAUGAAAGGACUCCCGUCCCCUCCUCCCAUCCCACUCCCGCUCCUCCUGAGAAGCCGCAG